Messenger RNA from Penicillium argentinense, 267 nucleotides. Its product is annotated as cystathionine gamma-lyase. Bases 1 to 267 code for a protein of 88 amino acids. The transcript has 2 exons. Gene Ontology annotation, molecular function: pyridoxal phosphate binding. NCBI's taxonomy places the organism in Eukaryota, Fungi, Ascomycota, Eurotiomycetes, Eurotiales, Aspergillaceae. Gene Ontology annotation, biological process: transsulfuration. The record is from RefSeq and is a predicted model, not a curated record.
AUGGGUGGACGUAUGUUGAGUUUCCGUCUAAAGGGUGGGCGUCAAGCAGCAUACGCACUCUGUAAGAACACUAAAACUUUUACUUCGACCGAAUCAUUGGGCGAGGUUGCAUCUCUGUGCGAAGUACCUGCAGGCAUGACCCGGGGGUAUCUCAAAAGAGGAGCGCGAGAAUUCGGCUGCGGUAUUGAAGUCACUCAGAACUUCAUUAUCGAUGUCCUGCAGGCCAGAAAAACGGCUGUCAUGGCUACUAGCAACGGCGUUCUCUAA